ACUUAGAAAAUUUCGCAGUAAUCAAUAGUUACCGCCGAAAGUAUAACAAGAUGUUGCAGCUUCUUUCUGUCGUUGGUGCCAUUUUGUUGGUGAAUUCAGUCCUGGCUGUACCCUUCAUUCCUGAAGAUUAUCCUACGGAAGCGAUAGAAAACAUUGAAACUACCACCGUCUCCAACAACACAUCAGAACCAACUCAAAAUUUAUACGUUAUCAAGUCUGUUGUUUAUGAAAUUGGGAUACUGACAGAUGCUGGAAAUGACACUAUUGCCGGAAACGAAACGCACGAAGAAAUAGAUGUGUCCUUCUUCGAUCCAGAUUCCAACGGAACUUUGAUAGACUUGUCAAGUAUCCCCAUACCUAUUCAAACGAAUAUCAGUGGGGUGUCAAUAACGGGUAUAAUACCUGCCAAUUUUGGAAGCAUCAAUUUGUUGGAAGACGGUACUCCUACUCUGAAUGGAUCCCAUUUUCCACUGUUACCAAAUAAACAAGUGAAGGUUAGCCACAAUAUAAGUACUGCGGACAGAGAAUCUAGCUCAUCCAUACUCUCAGGACUGUCAGAUAUACUGGGACUCAAAGAUCUAGCUAAUAUCGGCCAAACAAACAAAACUAACCACAGUGAGGAAAAAAAAGAGUCAAGCUGAAGCGUGCAAGAACUACAUGAUUAUUUGAAGUAUUAUUUUUUUUUUACUUGAAAUUUUGUAUAAUUUUUGGGAAAGAAACGUUUUGGCUUUCUA
This is a messenger RNA of Leptinotarsa decemlineata (Colorado potato beetle), 734 nucleotides long. RefSeq lists its product as uncharacterized. Lineage: Eukaryota; Metazoa; Arthropoda; Insecta; Coleoptera; Chrysomelidae. The record is from RefSeq and is a predicted model, not a curated record.